Molecule: messenger RNA, 2664 nt
Organism: Rhipicephalus microplus (southern cattle tick)
Lineage: Eukaryota; Metazoa; Arthropoda; Arachnida; Ixodida; Ixodidae
Product: disintegrin and metalloproteinase domain-containing protein 10-like
Biological process (GO): membrane protein ectodomain proteolysis; Notch signaling pathway
Cellular component (GO): plasma membrane
Molecular function (GO): metalloendopeptidase activity
Source: RefSeq, a predicted model, not a curated record
AUGAAGCGAGACACCAGCGUGUUCAGUCCCGACGUCAUCUUCGAGUCAUCCAGUCAAGGACCCAUCUCGUACGACACCUCUAAGGUCCUCAAGGGAUACAUCGAAGAGGACGAAGAGUCGUCGGUUGAGGGCCUCAUCACGAGCGAGGGGCUCUUCGACGGCGUCAUAGCAAUGCGGAGCGGCGAAGAGUACUUUGUCGAGCCGGCCAGCCGGUACUUUCGUUCAGCCGGUGACUUCCAUUCCGUCGUGUACAAGAGGUCAGACGUGCACUUUCCCGAGAACCAGACCUACUGCCACGUCCACAAGCCGGCACCGUGCGAAGGCAGCCCCACGGGUACCGAGGUCCGGAGAAGGGCGCCAUGGGCCACAGCGCUCCUCGAUGAAGAGCGCGCAGUGAGAAGGAGGAGGAGACGACGGCGGCAGAGCGACGAACCACGCCUAAUGUGGCGAGACGGCGACGCAGCGCACUACAGCCAAAAGGACCUGGAGCUACCGGAGCCGGACUCCGCGGCGCUGGGUAUCCGGUCGGUGCAGCGCACUCAGUGGGCCGCGGGCAGCGACCAGCCCGCCAAGAACGUCGUCAUCGACCCAAAGAAGACCACCUGCAUGCUGUACCUGCAGGCCGACCACCUAUUCUACCAGAGAAUGGGCUCGGAGGAGGCCUGCAUUGAGACCAUGACGCGGCACGUACAGAAGGUCAACUCCAUUUAUAGGACCACAGACUUCGAUCAGGACGGCCGCUCGGACAACAUCUCGUUCCUGAUCAAGCGCAUCAAGGUGCACACGAUGGACGCGUUGCGGGACCACGAGUACCGGUUCCCGGGGAACUACGGCGUCGAGAAGUUCCUGGAGCUCUUCUCGGAGGAGGACUACGACGCCUUCUGCCUGGCAUACAUGUUCACCUACAGGGACUUCGAGGGCGGGACGCUGGGUCUCGCCUGGACGGGAGACCUCAAGAAUGCCGGAGGCGUCUGCGAGAAGAACGGGCACUACCGGGGCAGCCUCAAGAGCCUGAACACAGGCAUCGUGACGCUGCUCAACUACGGCAAGCACGUGCCCCCGAUUGUGUCCCACGUGACGCUGGCGCACGAGAUCGGACACAACUUCGGCUCACCGCACGACCCCAAGGACGACAGCAUGUGCACCCCUGGCGGUGAGAACGGAAACUACAUCAUGUUCGCGCACGCCACUUCCGGGGACAAGAGGAACAACAAUCGCUUUUCGCCCUGCAGCCUGAAAGGCAUCAACGCAGUGCUCAACUCUAAGGCGAGGAACACCAAGGGAUGCUUUUCAGAGCCCCAGGACUCGAUCUGCGGCAACGAGGUGGUCGAGGCCGGUGAGGAGUGCGACUGCGGCUGGGAGGACGACUGCCUCGAGCCGUGCUGCUUCCCCAUGCGAUCCAACCCGCCGCGAGACGAACCGCCCUGUAAGCUCAGGCCUAACGUCGUAUGCAGCCCGAGUCAAGGUCCGUGCUGCACCCAGGAUUGCGUUUUAAAGAUCGGAGACAAGUGCCGGGAUGACAACGGAUGCCGGAGCGCCAGCUAUUGCGAUGGUGAAGGACCACAAUGCCCGUCUUCGACAAGCAAACCUAACAAGACCAUCUGUAACGAGGAGUUUGUCUGCUACAUGGGGGAGUGCACGGGCUCUAUCUGCAUCGCGUACGGCCUGCAGUCGUGCCAGUGCAAGCGCAGGCCGCACGACCCCGUGACCAAGGCCUGCGAGUUGUGCUGCCGCCUGCCCGGGGAUGAUUCCACCUGCAAGUCUUCUUUCGAGUGGAACCACCCGCCCUACGACGUUCCGAACCUAUUCGCAAAGCCGGGCACGCCGUGUGACAAUUACAACGGAUACUGUGAUGUGUUCCAAAAGUGCCGCGAGGUGGACCCUUCGGGGCCCCUCGCCACCCUACGCAAGCUUCUGCUGUCCACGGAAACCAUAAUUUCUCUCAGGCGCUGGAUAUUCGACAAUUGGUGGGGAGUGCUCCUUUUGGGUCUCUCCGUGCUCGUCUUUCUGUGUGUAGUGGUCAAGUUCUUCGGGCGGAAGACGGACCCAGUGAAGAGCGUGGCGGGCAGCGGCUCAGGCUCCAGCGCCGUCCCCGUCGCCUGCAACCCCGUAGUGCAGCCCGUAGUAGCCGCCAGUGGUGGCGGUGGCGGCCCGUUCCGCUCGAGCCAGGCGGCGACCAAGGCGGUCUUGGCCUCCAGCGCGCCGGGCAUCGUGUCGACGGCGCUGGGCGCCCACUCGGCGCCCGCGACGGCCACCACGAGCAACUUCGUGAAGACGACGCUCUCGCUGCACCCCGCCGCCCGCUCCUACCUGAGCCACGCCGGCAACGGCUGGGUCUGACCAUCGAGCCGCCUCAGCGUAAGGGGCACCGCGACCAGCAGCUACAGGCACCACCACCCUUGCUGCGACCCUGCUUGCUACACGGUGUACGGACUGCCGCAGACGACGCUCCGCAGGCCCACCACAGCAGUGCCGGCCGCUUGUCUGACGGCGACCGCACCGACCGCCAGUGCCGCCUCCGCAGCUCCCGCCGUGGUGCCUUUAUUUCAGGAGCCCUACGCGUACGAGUCGGACGCUUACUGGUGAAGCCGGCGUCUGCUGGGAUAAAGCAUCGCUAGUCCUCGGGGUUCACCUGCCUUUGUAGAAGGGUCAUAGAGUAGGGCC